UGAUAGUAAUAGUGCAAAUACCGAUUAUGAACCUUCUGUUAACUACGAAUCUGAUGAUAAUUAUGGAUCUGUCGAUAAUUAUGAAUCUGUCAAUAAUUAUGAAUCUAGCUUUAAGAAGUCAGAGGAAGAAAUCCUAGUCAUCGAUCUAACAAACCAAAUUCAUAUUCACCUUUUGAUGAUUAUGAGGUUAUUGCUACUCAAUCAGUAA
Messenger RNA from Racocetra fulgida, 208 nucleotides. Lineage: Eukaryota; Fungi; Glomeromycota; Glomeromycetes; Diversisporales; Gigasporaceae. The record is from the annotation of a GenBank genome assembly.